UGCGGCCACCCAGCUGUUUUGUACACCGGCUGUAAAUAAAUCGUGGAAUUUCCAAAGCAGAUUUGUUUAUUUACAAAACCAAAUACUUACAACGCCUAAUGGUAGUCAUAAACUAGGGUUGUGGUUAAGACGAGACUUCUCAAGGCAUUGCACAUACCACCGGAGAAGGAAGAACCAGUAAACCCGCUGGAAAAGGAGGGCGGAGUGACUGCGGUGGAGCUGCGGAGUACGUGGCAAUGAAACAGAAACCGUGGUCGUUAAAUUGAGCGUGCAAUUCGACAGCCAGAAGCUUUCCCAACCGCCCACCAAGAUGACGGCCACGUUGCGUUAUCGCGGCGACAAAAGCAAUCUCCUGGAGUUCGCCAAGAACCUGGAUGCGUUCAAAAAAGUGCCGGAAAAGUACACGGAGACCACGGAAAUCGGGGGAACACUCUCCCUGCUCAGCCGCCUUUUGAUAGUUUAUCUGGUGUACACCGAACUGCAUUACUACUGGCACGAAACGGACAUUUACUAUCAAUUCCAGCCGGACAUUGCUCUGGACGAGCAGGUGCAGAUGCACGUGGACAUCACGGUGGCCAUGCCGUGCGCCUCCCUAUCCGGCGUCGACCUCAUGGAUGAAACGCAGCAGGAUGUCUUCGCCUACGGAACUCUGCAGCGCGAGGGCGUCUGGUGGGAGAUGUCCGACCAGGAUCGGCUGCAGUUCCAGGCCAUCCAGAUCCAAAACCACUAUCUGCGCGAGGAGUUCCACUCGCUGGCCGACGUCCUGUUCAAGGACAUCAUGCGAGACCCGCACCCGGCGCGCGAGAACCCCUCGCAGGUCCCCGCUGCUCCGCCGCCAGGAGCUCUGAUGGACAUCCAGCUGCCCAACGGCCAGCACAACGCCGCCCUGCCGGAGAACAAGUUCGAUGCGUGCCGCCUGCACGGCACUCUGGGCAUCAACAAGGUGGCCGGAGUGCUCCACCUCGUGGGCGGGGCUCAGCCGGUGGUGGGUCUCUUCCAGGAUCACUGGAUGAUCGAGCUGCGCCGCAUGCCGGCGAACUUCACGCACCGCAUCAACCGGCUCAGCUUCGGGCAGUACUCGAGGCGGAUCGUGCAGCCGCUGGAGGGCGACGAGACGGUCAUCCACGAGGAGGCCACCACUGUGCAAUACUUCCUGAAGGUGGUGCCCACGGAGAUCCGCCAGACAUUCAGCACCAUCAACACGUUCCAGUACUCCGUCACCGAGAAUGUGCGGAAGCUAGAUUCCGAACGCAACUCGUACGGCUCCCCCGGCAUCUACUUCAAGUACGACUGGUCGGCGCUCAAGAUUGUGGUGGACAACGACCGCGACCACCUGGUCACCUUCGCCAUCCGUCUGUGCUCCAUUAUAUCCGGGAUCAUUGUCAUCUCGGGCGGCAUUAAUGCCCUGCUUCUGGGCAUCCAGCGUCGCCUGCUGCGCGCCCUGGCUCCGGAGUUGUACCAUCGGCUAAACGCCACCAAGCCUGCUCCAACGUCUGUGGCUGCUCCGUCGACCUCCGUUCCCUCGCAGGCUGCCACUGCGCCGCCUGUCAACGAGUUGCUGCACACGGCCAACCUGAUGGCCAGCGUCGACAUCUCGGCCUACCUGCCCACGGCGCCCACGAAGCUGAAAGCCAGCCUCUAGCUGGCUGCCAGCGAAUCUCAGUCUGCAAUGCGCUAACCGAAGCUUCCCCGUCGCUUUAAACUAAUUUUUUAUUCUUUCAUUAAGAUACGAGAAAAAAAAGCACACACAAAUAUGGCAAGAAUGUUGUACAUAAAUAUUGAUAAGUCCAA
This is a messenger RNA of Drosophila ficusphila, 1791 nucleotides long. Its product is annotated as endoplasmic reticulum-Golgi intermediate compartment protein 2. The transcript is spliced from 3 exons. Gene Ontology annotation, cellular component: membrane; endoplasmic reticulum; COPII-coated ER to Golgi transport vesicle. Gene Ontology annotation, biological process: endoplasmic reticulum to Golgi vesicle-mediated transport; retrograde vesicle-mediated transport, Golgi to endoplasmic reticulum. NCBI's taxonomy places the organism in Eukaryota, Metazoa, Arthropoda, Insecta, Diptera, Drosophilidae. The record is from RefSeq and is a predicted model, not a curated record. Bases 311 to 1642 code for a protein of 443 amino acids.